GCGGGGCUAACGCCUCGCGGCACUUCCUAAGCGCCCGGCACCGCCCCUAACUCGGGCCGGAAGUGGUCGGCCCCGCCCCGGAAGAGCUCGGGGCGGAGACGGGCGCGGGUCGGGACGGGAGUGGGACGACUCCGCUGCUGCGUUAGGUUUGCACCGGAGCUAAGAUGGCGGCGCAGACGCAGAGCGGGAUUCGCCUCAGCGCGCUUUGUCCAAAGUUCUUGCACACAAAUUCUACCAGUCACACUUGGCCGUUCAGUGCAGUUGCAGAACUUAUAGACAAUGCUUAUGAUCCAGAUGUGAAUGCUAAACAGAUAUGGAUAGACAAAACAGUAAUAAAGGGCAACAUAUGUUUGACAUUUACUGAUAAUGGAAAUGGUAUGACUUCAGAGAAAUUGCACAAAAUGCUCAGCUUUGGCUUCAGUGACAAAGUUACAAUAAAUGGCCGCGUUCCAGUGGGACUGUAUGGAAAUGGAUUUAAAUCAGGAUCUAUGCGCCUGGGAAAAGAUGCGAUUGUUUUCACCAAAAAUGGAGAGACCAUGAGUGUCGGCCUGUUAUCUCAGACCUUCCUAGAAGCUACAAAGGCAGAACAUGUCAUUGUUCCGAUAGUAUCAUUUAACAGGCAACGGCAAAUAAUUAAUCCAGAAUACAAAGCCAGCCUAAAGGCCAUCCAGGCACAUUCUUUGUUCUCUACUGAGGAGAAGUUACUGGCAGAGCUUGAUGCUAUCAUGGGGAAAAAAGGAACAAGAAUCAUCAUUUGGAACCUUAGAAGAGAUAAAGAUGGAGAAACAGAGCUCGAUUUUGAUAAGGAUAAAUACGACAUCAGAAUUCCAGAAGAUUUAGAUGAAGCAACAGGGAAAAGAGGGUAUAAAAAACAAGAGAGACAGGACCAGAUUGUGCCCGAAAGUGACUAUUCGUUACGGGCUUACAGCAGUAUUUUGUAUUUGAAGCCAAGAAUGCAAAUCAUUAUCAGAGGACAAAAAGUGAAAACGCAGCUGAUUUCCAAAAGUCUUGCAUACAUUGAACGUGAUAUUUAUAGACCAAAAUUUUUGGCUGCUAAAACUGUAAGAAUCACCUUUGGAUUUAACUGCAGAAACAAAGACCAUUAUGGAAUAAUGAUGUAUCACAGAAACAGACUCAUCAAAGCUUAUGAAAGGGUUGGUUGUCAAUUAAAGGCAAACAACAUGGGUGUUGGUGUAGUUGGGGUUAUAGAAUGUAACUUCCUAAAACCAACUCAUAAUAAACAAGAUUUUGAUUAUACCAAUGAAUACAGACUUACAAUAGUGGCACUGGGAGAAAAACUUAAUGAUUACUGGAAUGAAAUGAAAGCAAAGAAAAAUGAAGAAUAUCCUCUAGAUUUGCCAGUAGAGGAUCUACAAAAACGACCUGAUCAGACAUGGGUUCAAUGCGAUUCAUGUCUGAAGUGGCGGAAGCUUCCAGAUGGGAUAGAUCGCUUGCCAGAGAAGUGGUACUGUUCGUUGAAUCCUGAUCCACAGUUCAGGAAUUGCAGUGUACCAGAAGAACCUGAAGAUGAUGACCUAAUACAUCCAACAUAUGAGAAAACAUGUAAGAAAAAAGACAGGGAAAAACUAAGGAGGCGACUGGAGUACAGCCAACAGGUUAAUAAUGAAAUGUUUUUUAAAACACCUUCUGUCUCUUCAAUCAAAAAUGCAUUGUCAUCUAUAAGUAGAAAGGAGGGUGCUCUAAGAUCACACUUAACAGAAGCCUUAAACAUUUCUGUUACAAGAUCUAUAAACACUUCAAAUAAUAGAUUAGUAUCUUCACCUCAUUUGGAUCCUGAAAACAGCCUUAAACGGAAGAUUUCUGGUUGUUCACCUAUUACUUCAAAGACACCACGAUUAAAUAACCACACAUUUGACAAUCACACUGAAGAUGACGAUGAUGAGGACGUCAUCAUCUUAGAGGAGAGCAGUACUCCAAAGCCUGCAGCAGACUGUGAUGUUACAAUAGUAAAAACUGAGCAUAUUAACAUGGAACAAGGCAGCAUGCAAGAGGAGCCUUGUGGUGCAGCUAGUUCAGAAGAUAAAUAUGAGCAGUGGACUGCAUCAACCCAAACUGAGAUCCCAAGUUUAGUUGUUAAAAAGGAAGAAGUAGAAGAUUAUGUAGAUAUGCAGUUACUCAGAUCAACGUUGGAAACAAGCCAAGAAGAAAUCAUUAAUGCUUCUGAGACAUCUUCUGUGGAUUUUAGCAUCAAAUUAAAUGAACUAAGAAAUCAGUUGCAAGUAGCAAACCAAGAAAAAGAAAAUUACCGAAAACAGUGUGAAAUGUUAACCAACCAGAUGAAAAUAUUAGAGCAGAAGAUACUAGAAAUGAAUGAUAACUAUGUGAAAAAGGAAAUGUGUCAUCAGUCAACUGAGACUACUCUUAUAUUCCCAGAUGACAAAGUAGAAAAUUUUAAAGAGAAAAGUCCAGAAGAAGUGGCUAUUUUAUAUGAGCAGGCCUUAAAAGAGAUGGAAAAGCUAAAGGAACAGUGUAGUACUUUGCUAAAUUUAAAAACGGAAUGCAGCAAAUGUUCUAACAAUGAAAAUAAAAAUGAGGUGGAUGAAAUUGCUGUGCAACUUGAUGAUGUCUUCAGACAACUGGACAAAUGCAAUACUGAGAGAGAUCAAUAUAAAAGUGAGAUUGAACUGCUGGAAAUGGAAAAAACUCAAAUUGGUUUUCAGUGCGAAGAGCUUAAAAGAGAAGUUGCACAGUUAAAAGCUACAAUUCCUCAAGUGGUAGCAUGUGCAAAUGAUUCUACAACCAGUAACAUUGAAGAUCCUGUCAGUUAUUCUGAUGAAGAAAGCCUGAAACUGCGAUCCCUCCGAGUUAACGUUGGACAGCUACUGGCCAUAAUUAUGCCUGAUCUAGAUUUGCAGCAAGUAAAUUAUGAUGUUGAUAUAGUUGAUGAAAUUUUAGGACAAGUUGUGGAACAAAUGCAUGAAAUCACCACUACUUAAUAUCCUUUACUGAAGACAUUAAGACACUUGCUGAAUCUUCCACUAUAUUGUAGGGUUUCCAAAUUGUAAAGACUGGUUUUGUUUUUAUGUUUGAGUAAUUUAGAUAUAAAUCCAGUGUAAAAUAUAUAUACUGUGUGCACUCAGGUGUCACAAAUACUGUGGGUACUUUUCAUGUACCUUUAACUUUCUCCUUAAAGGAACAGUCAACAUUGACAGGCCGUGGAUGUACCUAACUUAUUAAGAAUUUUGUUUUAAAAAUAAAUGUUUGUAAUUAAACUUGCAAAUAUUUUCUAUUACUUUGGAAUCUUAAGCAGUUUUUACAGAGCUUUUCAUUUUGCUUUUAACUUUUGUAUUCUGUGAUCCUUAAAUGUAUUUGUUCCCCCAAAACUAAACUUACCCUCUCUGAUCCCCCUCCAAAACCAAACCACAAUAGCAUUGUUGUAAAUAUCAGUAUUCUGCUUGUAAACAGUAAUGAAACAGGCAAGUUUUGUGCAUUUGCCUUUACUCAAAUUUAGUUGGUACAUAAAAUUUUUGGGCUAUGGUCCCUGGUAGCAAUAUGGGUUGUUGGGUUUUUUUUGUACAACAUGGGUCUGAUCCUGACAAGUGCUAAUACCUGCAAUUCCCACCAAAGCCAGUGGGAAUUGCAGAUGCUCAUACCACUCAGAAGCAUACUGCUGUAGUACUAACCACAAGUAGGCAUAGUUUUGGUAUGUGCUGUGUGAGCUUAUUCAUAGCUCUGCCGAUGCAUCUCAAUACUGACCUGAAAUACUACCAUUUUAAUACUACCCCCUUGAGUGAAGACUGCGAAUCAUGUUAAAUUGUAUAGUGGUUUUGUGAUGUUGGCAAAUACAGAAUAGGGACAAGAUAUGUCCUAAAAUAAUAAACCUCAGAACACUGAAUUGUUGCAAUAUUGAUUACUGACUCUGCCAUAGAAACCCCCCUUUGUUAGCUUUCUUUGAAAUGACACUACUGUAAUCAAUCUGUCUCCUAAUUUAGCUUCCCAUGAAAAUACCUAUAAUGCAGCAUGCUGUAUGAUUACAAUGGGCUACUCAGUUUUAGAGGAAUUAUGUAAUUAAAAGGGCAUUUAAGUUAAAGAUACUUUUAAAAACAAAUUAAUUACCUUACCGAUGGUGGUAAUGACCAAUGAAUUUAUUAAAGCUGAAAACUUAAAUCUAAUUUGCUUUCACUGUUUAUGCAGUUUUAAAUUUUGCACAUUUUUUAUGGACCAAAAAUGGGCUAGUCCUUUUGUUUCUAGUCUCUUUUCCUGGUUCUCAUGUAUCAGCACUGUGCUGCAAUAUCUGCAAAACAGGUGAAUGUUUAAAUUUAAGUGUUGAGGACAAAUAUGGGGAUAGUGAUGGUAUGCUCCUUCAAACCAUCUUUUUUUCCCCCAGCCAACAGAGGUGUCCUUCUCAUUUGACUAGUGAUCUAAACAAAAAUUGUUUCAAUUAAAACCUUUAAAACAAUCAUGAAAACAUCCCUUUAAUAUUAAACAUAUUAAUGUGAAACAUCUGUUUCUACAAAACCUACAUUUUUUUGGCUUAAGCAACCUUACUGUCCUGUUUAAAUUAGGUUGCAUUCCCUUAGUUGUACUAUGCUAGUCUGUUUAGCGUAAGAGUAUCUUGAAUACCUGAUCUAGUAUUAUGCUAGUAGGGAUAAAGAAAUACUAUUGUGCUUAUAAUGGCUAAAUUUAAUGUUUAAUUUUGAACAGGUAGCUGAAAUAUGACUUAGGUAUAUGAACAUUGUUAUUUUUUGAUAAACUGGUGUGCAAUUUUUCAUUCUUUGUCAUUGUUUAUUUAUUUUCUCAGUGUUUUGUCCAGAUACUUCUGUAGUUGAAUUUAUUAUAGAUGACUGGUAAAAUAUGUCUAUAUUGAAAAUUAAAAAUUUAUACUGUACAUUUAAAUUUUGAGGAACAGCGGGUAAAUGGAAGUAAGUUUACUUGUUAAAGUACAUAGAUGUAUUUUUUUGUAAAAAGCACAUUCUGGUUUUCUGUCAGAUCAAAACUUUUAACUGGUCAAUAAAAAAAUAAUUUUGUUUUAAAUAAGAA
Molecule: messenger RNA, 5001 nt
Organism: Chrysemys picta bellii (western painted turtle)
Lineage: Eukaryota; Metazoa; Chordata; Testudines; Emydidae
Gene: MORC3
Product: MORC family CW-type zinc finger 3
Cellular component (GO): nucleus; PML body
Molecular function (GO): ATP hydrolysis activity; zinc ion binding
Source: RefSeq, a predicted model, not a curated record